This is a messenger RNA of Aspergillus welwitschiae, 799 nucleotides long. RefSeq lists its product as uncharacterized. The record is from RefSeq and is a predicted model, not a curated record. The transcript has a single exon. The coding region runs from base 223 to 636 and encodes 137 amino acids. NCBI's taxonomy places the organism in Eukaryota, Fungi, Ascomycota, Eurotiomycetes, Eurotiales, Aspergillaceae.
CUGGGAAAUGUUCUAGAUAGCCUGGAUGACCUUCCGCGGCCCAUCUCUACCGAUUAUGGAACAUUAACGUGGCUUGGUGGAGAAACCCGAUAGUCCACGGACAUUGAACCGCAUUCCCGAAAUGAAAGCCAACGUCACAACUCGCGCGAGAGGCUCCGUUGGCUCUGCGCGCGAGAAGAUCGGCCAGGCCUGUCUGUUCCACCCUGGUUCAAAUUGGACUUGAUGCGAAGGAUGAAUGGAUACUGUGAGCAAGUUUUUUCGGCCGUUGGAUGGAAGCCCAAACUGGGUCUAUGUGUGACCCUUUUGACUUACACGGUUGCUCACCUCUUCCGAAGGGAGAAAACAAAAUUUACAAAGCUUGUUGAAAAGGUAGAAAUUGACACCAGUGUUGUUUGCUCCUUCGAAGAGGCAGCAUGGAUACGCAAAGGCGUCAUUAAUACCGAGAGAGAGAGAGCGAACACAUCAAAUUUUCGGGGAAGCUACAGUGGGUAUGCGCUGAGUCGAUUUUGUACCUCCUCGGCAUUGUGGCCCCAGAAUAAACUGGAGCCAGAAAGUCGGCACUAUUUUUGUUCGAUUGAGUUGACGCGAUCGAUCACCACCAGGAUACUGGUAGAAAGAGAGCAGGCAUUAUCCUAAACAAAUUUAUAAGUGAAAAAAAGAAAUUUGGAGAAAAAGAAUUAAACGAACAAAAAAGAAACAUGGAAAAUAAAAAAAAAAUAAAAAUAAAAAUGAAAAAAGCAAAAAAUUCAACACCCUAAAGGAAAAAAGAAAGAAAAAAAAGAAAAAAGAAAAGAGAAAA